ACCUUGUUAUCAGUGUCAUGCCCAGUGAGUGUUCGUUCUCUACCAUGAAAGCUGCCCAUUUUCAUAAAUUCCGGCCGAGUUGUUAAUUGUUAUUCAAUCAGAAUUUCAAAUUCGGUGGAGUUUUUAGUAAAUUAGAACUCUUCCACUCCGAAUAUAUUGCCUCAAAAAGCUAGAAAGGAGAAUCUGCCGACAUUCGUUGCAGCCGCCAGCCGGCGCUAUUUGGCUCUUUUUCUCCCUCCCAUCCACAAAGAACAUAUUUAUUCCGUCAAACCUCAAUAUAAUUCCCCUGCAAUUUCGAUAGUACGGCGGUUCCUGGGAGUGCGGAGAAAUGGGCAAUUCCUUGAAGGAAUUCUGGAACAAGAAGACAUUGUUGGGUCUGGGCUUGGGACAGUUCCUGUCUCUUCUAGUCACUUCUACUGGCUUCCUAUCCUCUGAUCUCGCCAGAAAAGGAAUUAACGCCCCCACUUCUCAGUCUUUCCUAAAUUAUGUGCUCUUGGCCUUAUUCUAUGGAGGAGUCAUGAUUUACCGAAAGAAGCCGCUCAAGGCAAAGUGGUAUUAUUAUGUUAUUCUUGGGUUGGUUGAUGUAGAGGCUAAUUUUCUCGUGGUGAAAUCUUAUCAAUACACAUCCCUAACGAGUGUCAUGCUAUUGGAUUGUUGGGCAAUUCCAUGUGUUAUGCUUUUCACUUGGAUUUUCUUGAAGACAAAAUACAAAAUUGGAAAGUUCAUUGGUGUUUUUGUUUGCGUUGCUGGUCUUGUACUGGUCAUCUUCUCAGAUGUACAUGCAGCGGAUCGAUCAAGUGGGAGCAACCCUCUCAAGGGAGAUUUACUUAUACUUGCUGGAGCCACAUUGUAUGCUGUGAGUAAUGUCAGUGAGGAAUUUUUUGUUAGAAGUGCUGAUAUGGUUGAACUCAUGGCAUUUUUGGGUCUCUUUGGUGCCAUUGUCAGUGCAUGCCAAAUAGGCAUACUUGAGCGCAGUGAAUUGAAAUCUAUUCAUUGGACAGCAGGAUCGACACUUCCUUUUAUUGGAUUUUCUCUGGCAAUGUUUUUCUUUUACUCAGGUGUUCCCAUCUUACUCAAGAUUAGUGGCUCAACAAUGCUGAACCUGUCCUUGCUAACAUCAGACAUGUGGGCCGUUUUUAUUCGCAUUUUUGCAUAUCAUGAGAAGGUUGAUUGGAUGUACUUUGUAGCUUUUGCUGCUGUUGCUGUUGGGCUCAUUGUUUAUUCUGGGGCUGAUAAAGAGGCUGAAGUUGCCGAACUGCGCAAACCAUUAGACGAGGGGGCCGGUUUGGACAACGGCACCCAGAAAGGUGCUGGAUUCAGGGGUAAGCAGGAAUCUGGUGCCUCAAGCAGGGAUCAUUAGGUGCUUGAAGCAAUGUAGAUACCAUAAACGAUACCCCCGAGGGAAUAAGUCAGAUGUUGAAAUUUUGCCUUAAUUCUUUAGAAGUUUAGAGUUUAGGACUUUAGGCCUAUUGAUUUUUGCUCUUCCAUCCAUCUUUGUAGAGAAAAUGUAUCAAGAUGGGCUAAAAAGCAUAAGUAUUAUCAAACUACCCUUUUCUGUUUCUGAAAUAUAAUAGAAUUUUUUGAAAUGGCAUAAAACUGAG
This is a messenger RNA of Cuscuta europaea, 1601 nucleotides long. NCBI's taxonomy places the organism in Eukaryota, Viridiplantae, Streptophyta, Magnoliopsida, Solanales, Convolvulaceae. The record is from the annotation of a GenBank genome assembly.